AUGCCAUCUCUCAUACGCCUCGGUCGCUUCAAGCAACACACCAUGAAGCAAGAUGAUGAAUCCCAUCAAAUGAUCGCUUCGCCGCACAGUGACGAAACGCUCGGCCAUAGCGACAAAGAAAGCGAGUCGCAAUUCCCCUUGAAAGUCCGCCGAUCCUUUCGAACGCGAAUAACCGACUGGUAUUCAGGAUGGAGAUUCACGCUUGCAUUGGCGUCAUUUGCGAGCGUCAUCGUCCUGGCAUUCAAUCUCGGUUUUGUCAUAUGGGCUGCUGUGCACCGUAAGGUGGAGGGGAAUCGGGGGACUCUGCACGAGGGAAAUUGUGAGAAGGUGCAACAUAUGAGUACGGGUCUCCAUUUCGCCAUCAAUAUCCUCAGUACGAGUCUAUUGGGCGCAAGCAAUUACUGCAUGCAAUGCUUAUCCGCACCGACCAGGAAAGAUAUAGACCGUGCUCACGGUAAGGGUAGAUGGGUCGACAUAGGUGUGCCCAGUAUCCGAAAUCUACGACAGGCUGCCGUCGCCGACUAUUCUGUCAAUCCUCAAAGCACUGAUACACAUCCCAGGUACAACUCUACCAUCUUCGCCAUUACCUCGGCCAAUUCCUACCGGGUGUUUAUUGGACCAGAGGGCUUCGACAAACUGGAUGUCCAGAAUAUCACUCUCCACGAUGGAGACCCUGCCAGUGACGUCUUACUCCGGUUACAUGCCGAAGCGCAGAAUGGGACCCUUCAGCGCCUCGAUAUAUCUCAGUGUGUGAAUGCGUAUGCGACGGACUUCCAGACUUCCUAUGGGAGUUUGAUAGUUGUGACAAAUGAUACUGAUCAAGCCGGCCAAUACCACUCAGUCCAAUAUCAGGCCACUUUUGUGCCGGUGGAGAAUCUCGGAGCUAAAGCUUCUGACCCGUAUCAGUGGAUUUGUUCAUCACAAAGACAGGCAAAAGAUCGUACUUGUGGCCAGCUUCUUUCAGACGUAAAGGACCAAGUUUCCAAGAACAAUUGGUACGUGUAUGGCUACCAAGUCGGAUACUGUCUUGCCGAGCGCCCACCGCAACGUUGUAAGCUAGAAUACAGCCUCCCACUAGCGAUUAUCGUGGUUGUAUUCAACUUGGUGAAGGCAAUCAUCAUUGGAUAUACAGCUGCCAAUGUGACGACGAAACCUAUCUUGACAACAGGAGAUGCAGUCGCGUCUUUCAUACAGAGACCCGACAAUUUUACACGGGGCCACUGUCUCCUCACCAGUGAAUCUGUGAAGAAGCGGACCCACCGACCAAGUUACAAGUCGUCGACCUUCAACAGCACGCCAAAGCGAUGGCACGCCGCAGUCUCAGGCAAGCGUUACCUCCUUGGACUUGUCUCAUAUACCCUCGCCAUCCUCAUCGUCAUCUCCCUUUGUGUCUUCGGAGUUUUGACUAUAAGGGAUACAUCGAGCACCUGGACGAUGGGCCUCGGCGCCGUCAACGCCCAAACCCUAAUCACUGGGACCGAUUGGGUAACAUCACUCAUAUCCAACGCCCUUAUCGCCAAUACGCCCCAACUACUCUUCUCCAUGAUCUACUUCACCUUCAACGCCAUCUUCACUGCCAUGACCCUUGCAGCGGAAUGGAGCCGAUACGCCAACCACCGCAAGGGUCUGCGUGUGUCCGGUACGCCCGAAAACGCCCAACGCAGCAGCUACUUCCUCUCCCUCCCCUACCGCUUCGCGGUCCCAGCGUUGGCCUUCUCCGCCAUUCUCCACUGGCUCAUCUCGCAGAGUCUGUUCUUGGUUGGGAUCGAGUCGUACACCGAGAAAUUACAACGGGACCCCACGCGGGACGUUAUGACGUGCGGAUACUCUCCUCCGGCUAUGGUGAGUGCGAUCGUUGUGGGGACGGUGAUGAUGGCCUGGCUGGUCGGGUUCAGUUUCCGGCGGUUGGAGUCCGGGAUGCCUGUGGCGGGGAGUUGUACUGGCUAUUGCGGCGGCUUGUCAUCCUACGUUAAGUCUUAA
Molecule: messenger RNA, 1980 nt
Organism: Aspergillus nomiae NRRL 13137
Lineage: Eukaryota; Fungi; Ascomycota; Eurotiomycetes; Eurotiales; Aspergillaceae
Exons: 4
Coding region: 1-1980 (659 amino acids)
Source: RefSeq, a predicted model, not a curated record